UCAUGCAUUAGGAUAACAUAUCCGCCAUUAUUAUUGUUGUUUUUCAGAAGUCGAAUACGUAAACAGAAUACACUGAGGAAAAUCAGAUAAAAAUGUCGUCCCCCAGCCCAGGAAAGCGGAGGAUGGAUACAGAUGUCGUAAAACUGAUAGAAAGCAAACAUGAAGUCACGAUUCUGGGUGGACUGAACGAGUUCAUCGUUAAAUUUCAUGGACCACAGGGAACUCCAUAUGAAGGCGGAGUUUGGAAAGUUAGAGUGGAUUUGCCAGAGAAAUACCCAUUCAAGUCACCUUCUAUAGGUUUCAUGAAUAGGAUAUACCACCCCAACAUAGAUGAAGUAUCCGGUACAGUUUGUUUAGAUGUGAUCAAUCAAGCAUGGACAGCUAUUUAUGAUCUGGCCAACAUCUUUGAAGCUUUUCUGCCCCAGCUCCUGACAUAUCCCAAUCCCAUCGACCCCCUGAACGGGGACGCUGCCGCAAUGUACCUCCACAAGCCAGAGGACUACAAAAAGAAAGUCUUAGAGUAUGUGAAGAAGUACGCGACAGAAGAGGCACUGCGUGAACAUGAAGAUCAGCAGUCGUCCUCCAGUGAGUCCAGUAUGAGUGAUUUCUCUGAGGACGAAGCCCAGGACAUGGAACUAUAACCCCGGGCCAUCAUUACAGUGUAUAUAUACCUCACUCCACCUCCACAGCACUGCUCAGCCUGACCUCUGAUUGGAUAGUUACUCUAUAGAUUCUACAGUCUGAUUGGCUAGAUACUACACUGAACAUCAAUUCUACAUUCUGAUUGGUUAGCUACUAUAAUACGUGAGUUCAACAUUCUGAUUGGCUAGUUACGACAGCACUUCCAUCAAAUCUACAUUCUAAUUGGUUAUUUACAACACAAAAAUUCUACAUUCUGAUUGGCUAGUUACUACAAUACUUCUCAUCUGUUCUACAUUCUGAUUGAUUAGUUACAACAAAACUCUUAAUAAAUUCUACAGUCUUAUUGGAUUGUUUCUACAACAUUGCUAAUCAAUUUCACAUUCAGAUUGGAUAAUUACAAGCUAAUUUUUAUUCUGAUUGCCUAUCUACAGGAAUGGACUGAAAAACUUUCUUUCUUCUGAUUGGUUAAUUUCUUGGAUUAUUAUGUAAUAUAGAAAGUUUGUCUAUAAAAAUCAGUAUUCAGUUUUAGUGAGAAGUAAAUUUUAGCUAUUUUUUUGGUUAACAGAUGGACACCAGUAACCUCUAAAGGGAUUAAAUUGUCACUGAUAUUUUAAUAUUAGUUAGUCAACAUUCUAGCUGAUAAUGCAAUUUUUUUUUUUUACAUUUACAUAUUUCAUGUUCUGUAUAUUUCAAAUUUCUCCAGGAAUACAUGGUAUAGCUAAAAACUGUGACCUGAGCAAUGCUGUGGUUUUGGAAUAAUUCAUUUUUGGGGGGUCAUUUUUUAGUGAGAAAAAUAAUCAUGUUUUUUCUUUCAAUUUCACUUUUACAUAAUUAUACAAUUAUGAAUGAAGAUUAGAUGGCCUUCUCUAUGAAGAGGUUUUGUUUGCAUUCAUUUGUUGUUUCUUUAUUUCCCCUGCAUAACUGACAAAAUGUUUGGAAAAAUCCUGUUCGCAUUGAGUAUAAAGUUGGCGUGAAUGAAGUAGAAGUGAUAGAGUUCUUAACUGAUGUAUGUGAGCGUUUUAUGUAAAUAAAUUUAUUUUGCUUCUCUGUGGAUUUGUUCUGACUGUAAUAUUUUCAAUUCUAUGGACAAUUUUUGCUCUUUGUUUGAGAAAGCGUAUUUGAGUAAAUGACAUAUAGAUUUUUUUUUGUGAAAGUUCUUCCUUUGGAUACAGUGGACUUCUUUUUUCUCUCUCUUGUUUAAAUUCGUUAUUUCUGUAAUUAUUUACCUUCCCAAUAUGAGUGAGAUUUUAAGUGAAUGUAUGGAUUCUUUAUUAUGUUUCUGUUGUGUGACCCCCUAUUUACCAUUGUUUACACAUCAAUCAAUGUGAGAGGAUGACUUGUGUAUGUGAUAAGUACAGAGUGCUGUCUUGUUCCCUUGAGAUGUUGCUUUUUGCUGAAGUUGUUUUAAUUGUGAGAUAUAUCUUGAUUUUAUUAUUUUAUGUGUGGUUUCAAUGUAAGCUCCUGUGGUUCUCAUAGCAUUUAUUAAUAAAACAACAAAAUUAUGUACUAAAGAAAAAGUAGACAAAAAUGUCAUUGAAGAGAAUUUUAUUUCUGUUUUUGAAAUGAACUCGGCAUAUUUUGGUUUUUGAGAAGCAGGUAGCUUGAUAUUGUGACCAUUUACUUGUUGAAUUUUAUAGUGAUAUAUAAAGGACAAGCUUAAUAAGCUUACUGUGGCCGGCUUUUGUGUAGAAAAAACUUAUCAAAGAUUGUUACUAAUCACACUAUAGAAAUGUUAAUGGUGAAAGGUACAUGUAUAUUAUUGUUUAAGAAAUUUUGAAAAUUGAAUAUUUUGUUUCUGUUUGCUCUGUUAAGAUUUAUUCUUUCCUUUUUCAUUUGUUUGUGGUUUCAUUAAGAAAGAGCCUAUUAUGUAAGCAUCCAAAGACCUGAGCACAAAUUAAUUUCUGACAAAGAACUAAAACAAUAAAUAGUUGAAGCAAUGACAUUAUUUUUAAAACCUUGCCUAUUCUACCUUGGAUUCCUAGAUAUACCUAAGCCUGUCCUUUCUGAGAUAAAAGUGAUUGUUUAGAGAGAUCAUAUAUAUCACACAUGUAUAUGUAUUUAUUAUUUACAGAUAUGAAAUAAAGUAGAGGAAUAUUAAA
Saccostrea cuccullata (small rock oyster) is the source of this 2741-nucleotide messenger RNA. RefSeq names its product ubiquitin-conjugating enzyme E2 H. Gene Ontology annotation, molecular function: ubiquitin conjugating enzyme activity. The coding region runs from base 93 to 641 and encodes 182 amino acids. Gene Ontology annotation, cellular component: nucleus. The record is from RefSeq and is a predicted model, not a curated record. The transcript is spliced from 7 exons. NCBI's taxonomy places the organism in Eukaryota, Metazoa, Mollusca, Bivalvia, Ostreida, Ostreidae. Gene Ontology annotation, biological process: protein polyubiquitination; ubiquitin-dependent protein catabolic process.